Messenger RNA from Didymella exigua CBS 183.55, 1936 nucleotides. RefSeq names its product polysaccharide lyase family 4 protein. Lineage: Eukaryota; Fungi; Ascomycota; Dothideomycetes; Pleosporales; Didymellaceae. Gene Ontology annotation, molecular function: carbohydrate binding; catalytic activity. Gene Ontology annotation, biological process: carbohydrate metabolic process. The transcript is spliced from 4 exons. The record is from RefSeq and is a predicted model, not a curated record. The coding region runs from base 169 to 1851 and encodes 560 amino acids.
UUGCUCCACUUACCUCUUCAAGUACUACACUCGCGAUCAAUUUCGAUGCCACGAGUUGCUCGUCUUAUUGCGACAAUAUUGCGUGCUUGUGAAGUGGACUAUACUUAAAAAGCCCUUGAGAAGACUCAUGAUGGUUGUUCACACGAACGUUGAGCGCUUACAAUCAAUAUGCGCACCGCCUCGCUCGUCGCAGCAUUUGCUGCAGCGAAGACAGUGCUGGCAAAGGGACCUUUUCUCCAGCAGGUGACCUCGACACAGUGGAUUAUCGGCAACGACUUGUGGAAUCUCACUCAAGGCGCGACCUACGCUACCAAUCUUCAGUACCAAGGUUCGGAUGCUGUAGGUAAGGCCCAGGGGCACUACGCUGGGGUCGACGGUGAAACCAAUUUGGUCUACACCAGCGCCAAAAUCGUGUCGAACUCUCCUGACUUCAUCGACGUCGCCUUCUCAUCGACCCUUGGCGACCUCCACUGGGUCAUCUACCCAAAACUAGAUGGCGCUUACCAAUACUUCGUCAACAAAGCGCUUCCUGACCUCUCUAUAUUCCGUACGCUUUGGCGCCUCGACCCAGAUCGGUUCACGCAUGGCUAUAACACCAACAAGAACGAGAGACUGCCAGACUUUGCCCUUUACGCUAAUGCACCAGAGAUUCAGGAUGAAACCUUUGAGUUUCCUGACGGCAGCUAUGUAACGAAGUACGACUUUGCAAACUACGUUAGGGAGCGGGAUUUCGUUGGUGUGUACGGUGAUCAGACAGGAAGUUGGUACAUUCAUCCUUCGAAUGAGUAUCAGCCUGGGAAUCACCUGAGUCAGACAUUGACGGUCCAUCGUGAAUCCGCAACAGGCGAUGCCGUACAGCUCAACGUCGUGCAAGACACAUCUCACUUCCGCGUCGGCACUAAAACGCCUCAACCCGUAGGCAAAAUCUGGGGACCGUGGCUAUGGUAUCUGAACAACGGCUCCGUCUCAGACGCGAAAACCCGUGCAGCCAAAGAGCGCUCAGCCUUUCCGUACGCCUUCCUCAACAACACGGCAUACCACUCCCGCGGCUCGCUCAGCGGCAAAUUUACCCUCUCCGACGGCCGCCCUGCAGCUGGCGCAGCAAUCUUCCUCGGCGACGUGGACACGUCCACGCGACCCCUCGUCCAAGGCUCGGGGUACUACUACACCACUUUCGCCGACGCUUCCGGCUCAUUCUCAAUCACUAACAUCCGCUCUGGAUCCUACGGUCUCAUUGCCGCCUCGAACGGCGGGAAGAUAGGCGACGUGUACACGAACUUCACCGCCUCGCCUGUCACCAUCCGCGCCAGCCACACUACCAAUCUGGGGUCCCUGAUAUGGAGCAUCCCCUCGAACACGCAGCCGAUUUUCCAGGUCGGCGCCUUCGACAAGAAAGCCACAGGCUUCACGAACUCGGGUCCGCACGUCCACGGUCUCACCGAGAAGGGACCUGCAAACCUAACAUUUAUCGUGGGCAAAUGCAAGGCGGAGGACUGGUACUACGCAUCUAGCAAGCUGGGGAGCUGGGAUGUUGUCUUCGAUGCUUCCGCGCCUUCUAGAGCGAGGAAGGCGAGGCUGAGCGUAAGCCUGGCGGGGUAUAGUCAGAGCACUGCGCUGUCGAUUUAUCUCAACGGCAACCAGACGAUUGGGACGAUUAGUAACAAGUCGUUGACGAGCGAUCCGGCGCUGUAUCGCUCGGGCACGGUGAGUGGGGAGUGGCGGUUAUUGCAGUAUGAGAUCGAUGCGCAGUAUCUGAAGGCGGGGAGAAACGUGCUGAGCUUCAAGACGGAGAGGUAUGUGCUGUGGAGGGGUGUGCUGUGGGAUAGUAUUAUCCUUGAGUGGGUUCUGUGAUGGGUCUUGGAAAGGACUUCGCAGGAUAUGGAGGAGGUGGAUCGUUCACGAGAGAUAGCCAUUGGCGAAGCUGUGCGGUUUGGGA